AUGGCAGUGAAUGGAAUCAGCUUUCAAGAAGAGGACGAAGAUUAUGAGCACCCCUUACUCUCACGAACCCCCGAAGAAUUGGUAUUUGAUGCCACCUUAUUCUAUGACCGGCAAAACCACAAAAAGGUCAAGGGACAGAAGCUUGAGAACGUGGUAGAUAAGGAAGUCUUUCUCAGGGGAGCACGACUUGCACAAAAUCCAAAUAAUAGACUUGGAAUACCUGGAUUGACAAACGUUGAAAAGGAUGCACUUAAAUCGGAGCGUGAAUCAGGUCUAUUCAAGCAAACAAAAGACCUGAAAGUUACCAUUUUGGUCACGGCAUGCGCAGCCAUCACCCAAGGCUGGCAGCAAUCGUCGAUAAAUGCAAGCUCACUCCACUGGCAGAGCGAACUUAGACCUAUCCCCGGCAACAAGUACAAUCUUUUUGGCGGAUUUAUCGACGCUGCGCCAUGGCUUACUGGAAGUCUCAUCGGUACUUGGUUGAGUGAUCCUUUGCAGGAGGGACAGUUUGGAAGACGCCCUGCGCUCUUCAUAUCAGGAAUCUGCUGCACAGCAUUUGCGUUAGGGACGGCCAGGUGCAACAACUGGCAAGAGCUUUUGAUCUGUCGCCUGCUACUCGGCAUUGGGAUUGGGGCGAAGGCAUCAGUUGCCCCUGUAUUCGCUGCUGAAGCUGCCGUUGACCAUUUACGUGGCCGGCUCCUUAUGAUGUGGCAGCUUUUUGACACAUUCGGAAUUUUUGUUGGCUUUGUCUGCGUGUUUAUUGCCCAGCAGCACUGGAGGGUUAUCUUAGGCUCCGCCGCAAUCCCUUCCAUAAUCCUGCUGUUCCUUGCUUUCCUCUGUCCAGAAUCGCCACGGUUCCUCAUUCGCAAAAAGCGAUACGCGGAUGCGUUUUUAAGCCUUCGCCAUUUGCGUGGAAGUGACAUCCAAGCAUGUAGGGACUUAUACUCCAUCCAUAGCCAGUUGCAAUUUGAGUCACAAAAGAGGCUGCGCAGAUCUCACAAACUGAGAGGUGACGAAUGGCUGAGGAAGGAGCUGUACCAAGAAGUAGAGCUUAGCAGCUUGAACUUUUUCAAGCGUGUGAGGUCACUCUGGUCUAUCAAGCGCAACCGAAGAGCGUGUAUUGCUGCAUUUAUUGUGAUGGCGUCACAGCAGCUCUGUGGCAUUAAUGUGCUCUCAUUUUAUUCAUCAGUUCUUUUCAGCCAGGUUGAGGAGGGAGAAGCACUAGUCAACAACGCGAAGGUAGACUGGUUAAAUUUUGGCUUUGGGCUAGCAAAUUUCCUAUUCACUAUCCCAGCACAUAGGUACAUUGACGGAUACCACAAAAAGGGCCGGCGGUUAUUGCUGCUGGUGUCUCUUGCCGGCAUGUUUUUCAGCCUCAUCGCCAUCAGCUCCUUCUAUCUCAUAGAAAGCCCUGCUCCAAGGACCGGUUUAGUCGCUGUAUUUACUAUUGUCGUCUAUCUUGCUUUUUACGGUAUUGGGGCUGGACCCGUUCCAUUUACCUUUAGCGCGGAAGUAUUCCCUUUGGCGUUUCGCGAGGUUGGCAUGAGUUUUAGUGUGAUGGUCAAUUUUAUUGGCCUCACAAUUCUCGUUAGCCUUGUUCCGCUUGUCAAUAAAUAUGCGGUGGGGACCAAAGAGAAGAACCCAUAUGCAUACCUUUUAUACAUAUUUGCCGGUCUCGAUGCGCUGGCAUUUGUGCUAGUUUUUCUAUUUGUUCCGAGCACAGGCCAGAUCCCCCUCGAACAAAUGGACCAGAUCUUUGAAAAACAUACCUGUACCCAUAUAAAAGAGCAUUUUGCCGCCUUGCCCUGUGUUCAUCACAGCGAGGACGGCGCACCCGAUGAAGAAUCUAACCAGAUGCACACUAUCACUUAA
Molecule: messenger RNA, 1872 nt
Organism: Aspergillus puulaauensis
Lineage: Eukaryota; Fungi; Ascomycota; Eurotiomycetes; Eurotiales; Aspergillaceae
Exons: 13
Coding region: 1-1872 (623 amino acids)
Biological process (GO): transmembrane transport
Cellular component (GO): membrane
Molecular function (GO): myo-inositol:proton symporter activity
Source: RefSeq, a predicted model, not a curated record